CAUGGGUAAUAUGUUUAAACGUCAAAGUGAAGUUCACAUUGAUAAUGAAAUAAAAGCAAGACCGAAGUUAGGAGGGAAAAAACCUCCCAAAAAUCAAUCCGUCAGUGGAUCUCAAUUAUCUCAGGAGAGUCAUGCUGACACCGAAGACUCAAGCAAAUUAUCUUACAGAGAGUUGGAGAUUAAAAGGAAAACUUUAGAGAGUGAACUGAACGAAAUGAAAAUUUUAUUAACAAAAUUAGAGGACGAAAAUCGAAGAAUGAAGAAUGAAAAUAGGGCAAUGCAGAGAACAAGGGAUAAAUUAGCUCAGGAGAAGGAGCAAGCGCUAGAGGCAGCAGAAAACGCUUUAAGUAGGUCGAAUUUCUUUGAACAAGAUCGAGAUAAAAUUCAAAGACAAUUUAAAAUAUUUAGAGAAACAAAGGAAUCUGAAAUUCAAAAUUUACUGCAAGCUCGCAGAGAUUUAGAACAAAAACUGUCAAGAUUUGCAACAAUUGAUGAGAAUGACGGAUCUCAUUUUGAUUUAACGAAUGGAAACUGGUGGAGUCAUAUUGGAAGUGAACCUAGUCUAGGAAGUAUGGUUCAUUUAAAUAACGAAAAAAAUGACUUUAAUCAAAAUCAAAUUGUCUCUGAUACUGGAACUCCUUAUUUAACAAUAAACAAAGAUGACUGGCAUACAGCAAUGGCAAAUUUAUCUCAAAUAAUGCCCUCAUUCGAACAGCAUAGCGAAAGUUCAGUUUUUAAAAUUUUUGUAUCUGCAGCUCAAGAUGCUUUACCUACUUAUGAACUUUUCAAACAAAAGCAUUUUGAAAGUCUUCAAUCGCUUUGCUUACAAGCUGGAAAGGGAUUAUUAUUUGUUCUAUUAGCCGACGAUUUCGAUAAACCGAUUGCUCAUUUACAAAAUAUUGCCAGACAAACUCAGAGAGAAGAUUGCAAUAUUUUUCUAGCAUUUUGGAAUAAUCAAUCAACUAAUAACUUAAAAAGUGAUUUUGAUAGAUAUAUACUUUUCAAGGAAGAUGCCAAACCUGUUGUUAUUUGCCUCAAUUCAUCCUGUUCAAACGAAACCAUUAUCGAUAUGAAGUUAAAAGUAUCCAAGGUUCCCUUACUGAAAUUAUUUGAGUAUAGUCAGUUUGAUGAUAUUUCUGAUUCUGUUGCUAAAGAACUUGAAAGUUGUAUGAAAAGGAUUAUGGAUAUGGAACCACCUUCGAGUGAUGAAAUUAAACCCCUUUGUCAAGUAGAGGCUUUCGAUCCUAUGACAGAUUUUGAACAACACGAUUUAUUCAAACAUUUUAGCAAUAGUUCUUGCGAAAUUCGAUUUGAAUUGUUGUAUGAAAAGAUAAAUUCUCAUGUUUCACCUGCGGGUCCUUUAUCACCACUUAUUGUUCAUGGCUAUCCUGGUUCUGGGAAAUCUUUGUUGUUGGCUAAAUGGAUUGAGCUUCAACAACAAAAGAGGGAAAAAGUUAAUAUAUUAUACCAUUUUGUUGAUGACUAUUCUUCUCCUAGUGCACUUUGUUGUCUGAUUAUGAGACGCUUCUCUCAAAAGCUUUUAUCAUACGUUCCAAAUCCUCCAUCCAUGUCCUACUGUCCUGAGAAAUUGAUAUCAGACUUUGUAAAGUGGCUUGAAAAGGUUUCGUCUAGAAUUAGUAAUGGAAUUAUAUUAAUUAUUGAUAAUGCUCACAUGAUUUUGAAUGUUGAGACUAUGCUUAAUUGGCUACACGACCCUUUACCAGUUAAUGUUCGAGUACUACUAUCCGUUGCCAGUGAUAAGAUGCCACCUUCCUGGAAGUCAUGGCCAUCUUGUCAAUUGGAAUCGCAUUCAAAAUCUCAUAUUAGAAGUCUUUUUCUAAACGAAUGGACUUGCAACGAAAGUUUACACAGCACUUUUGAAUUUACUGAAGAUCAGUUGAAUUUCAUUGUAGAACAAUGUUCGCUAACUGAUUCUAAAUCUGUAUCAAGAUUUAUAAUCUUAUUAGUUAGAUCUAUUGGAAGCUUAUCGAAGAAGGAUACUUUUGGCGAAAAUAUAAGAAUGUUUGCGAAAUGUGUCAAUUGUGAACAAUUGUAUGAGACCAUUUUAAGGCAUAGUAGCAAAAUUUUAGGUGGAGAUAUAUGGAAAAUAACAUCUAAAAUAUUAAAACUCAUCUUUGUUUCUCAUUGUGGUUUAACGGAAGCGGAAAUAUUUCAAUUAGUACCUUCCUUAAAUUGGAAUACUUGGGGGGCUAUUUGGAUACUCCUCGAACACUUGAAAGUUUUAAAAAAUGCUGCUGGUCUUAUAACGUUAGAAAAUAUCACUAUAAAGAAAGUUAUCAAUAGGCUCAAAACUGAUGACAAAAUAGACACGUUUCAAAUAAGUUUAGAAAAAGUUGAUAAAUUCAGUAAUACCAACUAUUUUCAAAUUCUUAUUGAUUAUUUCAAACAAUUUAUGAAACCUGGUAAAAUAACUCAUAGAACUGCCGAUGAAUUACCUUGGUUAUAUUUUCAAAUAUCAGAUAAAAAUGCAUUACAUUCUUGUGUUGCUAAUUUAUGCAUCUUCAAUCAAUUCUUUUCAAGGGGAAGAUGCGAUGAGAUUGUUCUAUAUUGGCAAAAUUGUGGAAGUGACAGAGAAACAAUGGCUACUGAAUAUAUGACGAGUUUGAAGGGAUUUGAAGAUCUUGCGGAUGAUGGACCCGACUCCUUUAUUACCCUGCCAAAAGUCGCAGAAAUGUAUGAAGCUUUAGGCCUUUUACUAAGGGAACUUGGAAUGUUUGAACAGGCUUUGAGACCUCUAGAAAAAAGCUUAGAACUUAGGGAGGCAGCUCUAGAUCCAGAUCAUAUAUCAAUUGGACGAUCUCUACAGCAAUUAGGUAUCCUCAAUACCAUAUGGGGAAAAUAUGGAGUUGCUGAACAACUACAUAAAAAUGCUUUAGAGAUAUUCGAAGCAUCCCCUGAUUGCGAUAGUAAACUUCUUGGAAAACAGUUAGAUCUAAUGGCUCAAUUAUUUAUGAGACAGAACAAACAAGAUUCAGCAGAACCUUAUCGUAGACGGGCAAUGAGCGUUAUUAAGUCAUCUCAAGGGCAAGGACACGUACUUCGAAAAAAAGCAGCUGUCCUUGAAGAUAUGACUAUAGGACCGGAUUCUCCAGAACAAGCAAGAACUUUAAAUGAUUUAGGUGUUCUACAGUUUCUACAGGGAAAUACAAAAUCUGCCGAACCUUUACUCCUUAAGUCAAUGGAAAUGAGAAAGGCGGUAUUCGGUCAUAAUCAUCUUGACGUUGCUCAAUCUUAUCACAAUUUGGCAGCUUUAUAUACUGAAAUGCAAAAGUUUGAAGAAGCUAUGAAAUUCUAUGAAACCGCCUUACAAAUAAGACGAGAUCUCCUCGAUAAAAAGCAUCCUCAAAUUAUAUCAUCAUUAAUGAAUUUAGCUUCGCUUCGCAAAAAAGUGGGAGAGAUAGAAGAGGCUAUACGACUGUUUCAACAAGCAGCCGACUUAAGGGAAGAAAACUUAGGAUGUUUACAUCCUCUAGUUGCGGCUGAUUUAGCUAAUUUAGCUGUCUUGCUAUCCCAACUUAAAAGGCAUAACGAUGCUAUCCCCUUAUAUGAAAGAGCUUUAAGAAUAUAUGAAGAAACUCUAGGUCCUCAAAAUGGAAAAAUUGGAGAUCUUUUAAAAAAUAUGGCUCUCUCUAGAUAUGAACAAGGACAUUUUCAAAUUGCUGCCAAACUGUACAGAAGAGCUACAGACUUAACAUCGACUCUAAGAAAAUCGGUGACAAGCGAUGGCUUGAUAAAUGACUUGUAG
Dimorphilus gyrociliatus is the source of this 3766-nucleotide messenger RNA. The record is from the annotation of a GenBank genome assembly. Lineage: Eukaryota; Metazoa; Annelida; Polychaeta; Dinophilidae.